Molecule: messenger RNA, 2402 nt
Organism: Scophthalmus maximus (turbot)
Lineage: Eukaryota; Metazoa; Chordata; Actinopteri; Pleuronectiformes; Scophthalmidae
Product: lipoxygenase homology domain-containing protein 1
Exons: 11
Coding region: 143-2173 (676 amino acids)
Molecular function (GO): protein binding
Source: RefSeq, a predicted model, not a curated record
ACUAUGUUUCUCAGGCAUUUUUUUCCUUCAGAGUGCUAUGGAAAUAGGCUCUUUGUCUUUGCUUUUGUAUUAGCCGCUGUUGCUGAUUUGUCUGGUGUAGGGCUACGAAGGUGAAAGAAGCACUGAUCCAACGUCCAAGAAGAUGGCUCAGGCCAAACUGGGGCUGGACAGAAAUGCCAACAAGAAGAAAAAGAAGAAAAAGGUGGCAGUGGUGGAAGAGGGUCCAAUCAUUCCCUAUCACUUCACCGUGUCCACGGGGGUGGACCGGGAUGGCAGCACCACAGCCAGGGUCUAUGUCAUCAUCAUCGGCCCCGGCGAGACUGAGACGGAGCGACUAUGGCUGGACCUGCCGGAGGGAAAGCAGUCCUUCGCAGCCGGCACCAUGGACCACUUUGUGUGUUACGGAACCGACGUAGGAGAGAUCAAGAGGGUGGAACUCGGCCAUAACGGUGUCACACCAGAGAGCUGCUGGUUGGUGAAUGAGCUGUCGGUUGCCGUGCCAACCAAAGGUAUCAAGUACAUCUUUCCAUGUAAGUGCUGGCUGGCUAAAGACAGGGGAGAUGGUCUGACUGCCAGACUGUUCAAUGUGUUGGACUCCAGCACGAUCAACAUUAUCCGCAAAGUUAUUUAUUCCGCCACAGUUGACACAGGUGACACUCAGUAUGCAGGGACUGACACCAACAUUUUCCUGACUGUGUUCGGAGCCAACGGGAGCACAGAGGAAAUGCUCCUGCCAAAAAAUGAGGACAGGUUUGAAAGAGGCCAAGAAGACACAUUCAACCUAGAGAUAGAUGACAUCGCUCCUCUGAAAAAGAUCAGAGUUCGGAUUGAUGGCAGCGGGAGUCGUCCUGACUGGUUUCUUGACAGGAUCCUGAUGCGGAACCUGACCACAGAGGAGGUGUAUCUGUUUACCUACGAGAACUGGCUGUCAAAGACCAAAGGGCCCAAGAGGACGAAGGUGUGUGAGCUGGCAGCUGUGGUGGACGAGGAGGAGAUGGUGGAGAAAACCACCUACAUCAUCCAAGCGCAGACCAGUGACGUAGGAGGUGCCGGCACUGAUGCCAACGUGUUUGUGAUUGUGUUCGGGGAGUACGGCGACACCGGGACGCUGCCUCUGAAGGAGGGCACCAACAGGAACAAGUUUGAGCGUAAAAUGAAGGACGUGUUCCGAUUCCCUGACGUGCUCAGUCUGGGUGAACUGUCCAAGGUCCGAGUGUGGCACGACAACAAAGGCCCCGCUCCCGGUUGGCACCUCGAGUACAUUGACGUGAAAGACGAGGCCAUGGACCAGACCUUCAGGUUCCCCUGCGACCGCUGGUUGGCCAAAGGUGAAGACGAUGGGCAGAUCAUGAGAGAGCUGGCCUGUGCCAACAACGACUCUAUAGACCUCAGUGACAAAACCAAAUAUGAAAUUGCCACAACAACUGCGAACACAGACGACGCCUCCACCACGGAAAACGCCUGGAUCGCGUUGGAGGGGAGAAAGGCACGUUCCAAGGAGUUUGUUCUCGAGAAUAAGAAAAAGAAGUUCUUAUGCGGCGCCACUGACACAUUUGAGUUCUCGUCCAAGCACGUGGGUGAGAUCGCUGGCAUCUGCCUCGGCCACAUCACCAAAGACGGCAAAAAGGUGAAGACGGGAGCUUUCUGGCACGUCAUGGAGGUGGUGGUGACAGAAAAGGAGCUGGGAAACAAAUAUUUCUUCCAGUGUGAUGCCCAAAUCCCCCUGGCAGCCAAAAAGGACCACUUCCUGACAUUUGAGUGCUACAAGUCCAUGGAGAGCUUUGCGAGUAAAGUCCGCAACCUGGUUCCUGUCAAGUACGAGAUCAUCGUCAUCACCGGGGACGUCAAAGGAGCCGGCACCGACGCCAACGUCUUCAUCACCAUCUACGGCGUCAACGGGGACUCGGGCAAGCGCCACCUGCGGCAGAAGUUCCGCAACCUGUUUGAGCGAGGGCGAACGGACCGCUUCGUCCUGGACAUGCUGGACCUCGGGGAGCUGCUGAGGGUCAAGGUGGAGCACGACAACGGGCAGUCCAACAGCGGGUGGUAUUUAGAGUGUGUGGAGGUGACCAACACAGCCAACUCCGUCACAACCAUCUUCCAGUGUGGAAAGUGGCUCGACACUCAAAAGGCCGACGGGCAGGUUCAGCGAGUGCUCUACCCCAGAUACUAGCAGGUGGACGAACUGUCACUUGUGGAGGGUUAUUUUUUUUUUUUUUUACAGCAGAUGAGCUUUGUGAGGAAAAAGAUUGAAACGGAAAAGACCUGAAUUUUACUCUUUGUCAACUUUUAAAGGACAACGCCGUUGUUUUUUUUAAAGUCUGUGCCAACUGUUUCGGUUGUCCCUCUUCCAACUUCAGAAAAGGCCAUUUGCUACCUUAUCUUGUACAACUUCAAAAAUU